Molecule: messenger RNA, 1479 nt
Organism: Tetranychus urticae (two-spotted spider mite)
Lineage: Eukaryota; Metazoa; Arthropoda; Arachnida; Trombidiformes; Tetranychidae
Product: peptidyl-prolyl cis-trans isomerase D
Biological process (GO): protein peptidyl-prolyl isomerization; protein folding
Cellular component (GO): cytosol; cytoplasm
Molecular function (GO): cyclosporin A binding; protein binding; peptidyl-prolyl cis-trans isomerase activity
Source: RefSeq, a predicted model, not a curated record
AAUCAUCGGUUACCCGUAACCGUCUCAGCUCUACUGUUAUGGUUAUUGUCUUUUAGUACGACCCUCGUUAAUUAAAUAGUUGAGGAUGGACCAAACUUUUGAAAUGGAGUGUUCUAAUUUUUGCUUUCCUUUGUUUACUCCGGUGCAUCCUAUCGUUAAAGCAGCUAUUCAUCGCAAGUCUUGAUUUUGUAUUAUAAUUUCAUAGAAAUGAAUAACGAACAACUUGAUUUGGCAAAUGGAACCUUCGUUUAUCUUGAUGUUGCCAUCUCUGAUGAAAAGGUUGGAAGGAUUGUGAUUGAGCUAUUUGACAAGAUACUGCCACGGACUUGCGAAAAUUUUCGAGCAUUGUGUACAGGUGAACGUGGAACCUCAAAAAGUGGUUAUAAUUUGUGUUACAAAGGAGUAGAGUUUCAUAGAGUUGUCAAAAAUUUCAUGGUCCAAGGUGGAGACUUUGAGAAUAAUGAUGGAACUGGCGGUGAAAGUAUUUAUGGACCUAAAUUCGAUGAUGAAGGAUUCACAAUCGCGCAUGACAAGCCUGGAAUUGUCAGCAUGGCGAAUAGUGGACCUAACACAAAUGGAUCUCAAUUUUUUAUCACCACUGUACCUGCAGAUCAUUUAGAUAAUAAACAUGUUGCUUUUGGCCAAGUUCGCAAAGGAAUAAAAAUCGUACACAUGAUUGAAGAUCUUCAUACUAAUCCAGAUACAGAAAAACCUAUUGAGCGUGUCUUGAUCAUUGAUUGUGGUCAAUUGAAACCUGGUCAAGAUUUAGGAUUGGGGCCAGAUGAUGGAACUGAAGAUGUUUAUCCUCCGUUUCCAGAGGACUCGGAUUUAGAUCCCAACAAUAUUGAUUCAUUCAUCCGAGCUGCGGAAAAAAUGAAAGCUGCAGGAAACAAGUUUUAUAUGAAAGAGGCUUUCACCACGGCUUGUUCAAAAUACGCAAAAGCUUUAAGAUACUUGAAUAAAUUACACGACGAAGACAAGAUGAAUAAAGAAGAUGAAAAAAGAGUUACAGAACUCCAAUUUCAAUGUCUCCUCAACAGCACUGCUUGUAAAAUCAAACUGAAGCGCUAUAACGAAGCCUUGAUUGAUUGUGAUGAAGCUCUUGAUUUGGAACCAGAAAAUAUUAAGGCACUUUUCAGAAAAGGACAAGCAUUACAUGGUAUUCGUGAUUAUGAAGCUGCCCUCAAAUCGUUGAAGCGAGCUCAAAAAUUAUCUCCAAAUGAAAAGGCAAUCCAAGCAGAGUUAGCAGCCGUUCUUGGUGAAAUGGAAUCUUACCGAGCAAGGGAGAGGCAAGCUUAUGCAAAACUUUUUGCAUAAUUCAAUCGAACAACUUUCACAAUAACUUAUUUCAUGUCAUAAAAUCUUUUCAUUUUUUGUUCAUUGUUUUGUCGUUUCUCCUGCAAUUAUUUAUUAUACAAGUUAAACAUUUAUUUUGAACCGAUCAUUUUUUGAAUAAAUUAAUGCCAGAAGUUUCGAAAA